AUGUCUGUUAUUUACGUCGAUGACGAUGUCAGCUCAGCUGAAGCAACGAAAGCGAGUUCACCCGUAUCGGUCUCGAGGCAGGUGAUCGAUCUGACUGUUGAUGAGGAAACAACGAAGCAGAUCAAUCAGCCUACACUUCGUGACGUUCUCAGUAGUCUGGUUAGUCAACAUGACGACCUUGAAGACGGGGAGAUUGAGGAAGAG
Molecule: messenger RNA, 204 nt
Organism: Cooperia oncophora
Lineage: Eukaryota; Metazoa; Nematoda; Chromadorea; Rhabditida; Trichostrongylidae
Source: the annotation of a GenBank genome assembly